This is a messenger RNA of Bombus impatiens (common eastern bumble bee), 11976 nucleotides long. It is a transcript of the gene Hml, whose product is annotated as hemocytin. Gene Ontology annotation, molecular function: chitin binding; protein binding. The record is from RefSeq and is a predicted model, not a curated record. Lineage: Eukaryota; Metazoa; Arthropoda; Insecta; Hymenoptera; Apidae. The coding region runs from base 92 to 11911 and encodes 3939 amino acids. The transcript is spliced from 36 exons. Gene Ontology annotation, cellular component: extracellular matrix; extracellular region.
AUUCGUAUAUUUGGUAAGAGAAGACUUGCGAAUAGCGUUUCAUGUAAGCAUUUCUUUUUAACAAGCAUGUUAUAAAAGUAGAUACUUCAACAUGGUGCUAUGGAAAGCAUUUCUUAACAUUGCUAUAAUUACUACGAUCUGUAAUCAACUAAUUAUCGGUGAUAAUCUAUCGGAAUUUUCUGCUAUAACAGACGCUACUAUCUCACUAAAUGACUCUCUAAAACAUGUCUAUGAGAGUGUGAAGAGCACAAAGAGUAAAAGGAAAUUGCCUAUAUUUCCAGGAGGUUGCAGUAAGAAACCAGAUCCACCCAUACAUGGUGAAAUAAUUUGCUCUAUAGACAGUGGAUGUAUUGCAACUUGUAAACGUGAUUACGAAUUUCCAAACGGAGUAACAAGAUUAGCUAUAACAUGUAUGAAUGAGGAAUGGCAUAUUUAUGGCACAGAUUGGGACUCUAUUCCUCACUGUGAACCAAUUUGUAUACCAGAGUGUUUGAACAACGGAAUAUGUGUCGCACCCCAUCAAUGCAAUUGUCCCGAGGACUUCACUGGACCACAGUGUCAAUUUGAGAACAAACCAUGUCUAAAUUUCCCUGCUCCAGUACUUAAUGCACAUAAGAAGUGCAACUCACAAUCAUGUACCAUAUCCUGUAUGAAGAAUUUUACGUUCCCGGAUGGCACCUCAGUCACUAAUCUUAUGUGCAAGAAUGGAAAUUGGAAGCCCACCAGGGAAGACUGGGUCUCCAUACCUGACUGUGAACCUGUGUGUGAUCCACCUUGUCAGAAUGGUGGCAAUUGUCUCCCAUCUAAUUUUUGUCAAUGUCCUCAAGCAUUCAAAGGACCCCAGUGUCAAUAUUCUACUGAUAAUUGCAAUGGGGAGAAAAUGGGUUUUAAUGGAGGCUUUUCCUGCACAAGUGUUGAUGAUACUUAUUCAUGUAUCAUAAGAUGUCCUGAUGGGAUAGAAUUUGAGUUCCCUUCAGCUUCUGCAUAUAUUUGCAACUAUGAAACAGGUGUCUUUUCACCUCAACCAAUUCCCCAAUGUAACUACGGCGAUAAUAUGAAUAUAAUUUCUUUGGGGACAACGUAUCAUUCUUAUGUUAAGGAGACUAAUCAUACUUGGACCUACCAGGAUACUUUCAAAUCCCAUACAAACCAGUUACCAUUGUUACAAGGAAAUUAUGGGCUCACACAACAUUAUAGCAGUCAUGAAUCCAAUAUGGUCACGAAUACGAUGAUGUUUAAUCCACCGGAGAAUAACCUGUUGUUUAUUGAAGAGAAGAAACCAGUUCCAAAAACCUGCUUCACAUGGGGUGGAAUGCACUACAAAACCUUUGAUGACAAUGUUUUCAGCUUCGAUAGUGGAUGUUCUCAUAUCUUAGUACAGGAAGCACAGAACAGACUGUUCACUGUAACUGUGGACAACAGUCCAACUUGCAAAAAUCAGGACUGUUUCAGGAUUAUCAGAAUUUUCAUCCAGGACAAAGAAUACAUUUUGUUGCGAAAUGAAGACGGCGUUCCAGAAUUUAGAACUCGAAAGCACCAGCUUCCAAUUCCAGCACAACUCUCUGCAUUGAGAGCUGAAAUGUCUGCACAUUUCAUUGUGAUAACUUUGGACUCUUUGGGAAUUCAGUUGAAAUGGGAUGGUGCUCUGAUGUUACAAGUUGAAGCUCUAGAAAAUAUGUGGAAUAAAACGACCGGAUUAUGCGGUAACAUGAAUGGCGAUAAAAGUGACGAUUUAAUAAGUAAGAAUGGAGAACAUACUAAAAGUAUUGCAUCAUUUGCUACUUCUUGGCGGACAGAAAAUAUUGGAGAAAUGUGCGACGAAUAUCCAAACACUAAGCACUCCUGUGAAUCUGAUUCAUUAAUUACCAAAGAAGCCAUUGAAUUUUGUACAAAACUAUUUUCUGAUCGCCGAUUUAAAGCUUGUGCUAGCACACUUAACAUUCCUGAGCUGCAGACAGCCUGUGUAUGGGAUUACUGUUCUUGCUUAGACAGUGACAGAAAAAGAUGUGCCUGUGAUACGAUGAAUGUAUACGUUAGGCAAUGUGCUCAUAAAAAGGUUGUGUCUCUAUCUGGUUGGAGGAGUGAUGACAUUUGUCCCAUGAUAUGUAGCAGUGGACGAAUAUACCUGCCAUGUGGUCCAAAAAUAGAAUCAUCUUGCUGGACAGUAGAGGAAAAGAAACCAAAUACAAUGGAUUGCGAAGAGGGUUGUUUUUGUCCGGAAGGAACAGUAGCUUACGAAGGAAGGUGCAUUCAAUUUGAUGAAUGCCCUUGCAAGCUGCGUGGAAAAUUGUUUCAGCCUGGGGAGAGUGUACAAAAGGAUUGCAAUACCUGUACAUGCUUUUCUGGAAAAUGGAUAUGUACUCAAACAAAAUGCAGUGCUAGGUGUGCUGUCAUAGGAGAUCCCCAUUAUAUUACUUUUGAUGGAAGACAUUAUGACUUUAUGGGAAAAUGCAAGUAUUAUCUGAUGAAGGGUGAUGAUUACAGUAUCGAAGGUGAAAAUGUUCCCUGUUCUGGUGCAAUAUCGGAGAAUAUGGGACACAUUCCUUCUGAAGCUCCUUCCUGUACGAAGACUAUCACAAUCAAUUACAAAGACAUUAGCAUGAAGCUAAAGCAACAUAGGGAAGUAUUGAUUAAUGGAGAUGAUCUAACAGUAUUUCCUAGACUUAUUCAUGGAAUUAGAAUACGCAUUGCAAGCAGUAUAUUUUUAAUCGUUCAAUUGCCAAAUGGUUUGGAGAUAUGGUGGGAUGGAAUUUCUCGUGUAUAUAUUAAUGCUCCUCCUGAAUUCCAUGGCAAUACAAGGGGACUUUGUGGCACAUUUUCUGAGAACCAGAAGGACGACUUCAUUACACCAGAGGGUGACAUUGAAAACACAGCAAUUGCCUUUGCCAAUAAAUGGAAAUGUGAUGAAUUUUGUCCCAAUGUCGCAGACAAAGAAUUGGAUCAUCCCUGUGAUCUUGAUCCACAAAAACGAGCCACUGCAAAGCAAUAUUGUUCUUAUUUAUUCAGUGAUAUCUUUGCUGGUUGCCACUGGCACGUAGAUCCGGAUACAUUUUACAGAGACUGUUUGUUUGAUAUGUGCUCUUGUAAAGUUGAACUUGAAUCCUGUCUCUGUCCUAUGUUAGCUGCAUAUGCCAAAGAUUGUGCAGCUGCUGGAAUAAAGCUUUCAUGGCACCAGAACAUAGAGGAAUGUAAAAUUCAUUGUCCAGGGAAUCAAGUUUAUCAAAUUUGUGGAGAUAGUUGCACCAGAUCUUGUGGAGAUAUAUCUUCUUAUCAGGACUGCAAACAAGAAUGUGUAGAGGGAUGUAACUGCCCAGAGGGAGAAACAUUGGAUAUCCAUGGGGAAUGCAUUCCAAUUGGACAGUGUCCAUGCAUUUACAGUGACUUGGAGUUUAGUCCAGGGCACAAAGAAGUCAGACCUGGAAAUAAAGCACUCGAACUUUGUACCUGUGCAGGUGGAAUUUGGAGCUGUCAGGAAGCCACACCAAAUGAAAUUACAAAAUACCCAGCAACCAAGGACCUAUUGGCCUCAUGUGUGGCAAGCAAUAAUCAGGAAGUUACAGACUGUGUACCAGCAGAGCCUAGGACCUGUCAUAAUAUGCACAAACUAGUCCAGAAGCCGUCAAUCUGUAAAUCUGGCUGCAUUUGCAAACCUGGUUAUGUUUUGGAUGAGCCAGAUGGUAGAUGCAUCAAAGAGGAAUCUUGUUCAUGUCAUCAUGGAAGUCAGAGCUACGAAGAAGGAUCUAUUAUACAAAACGACUGCAAUACAUGCAAGUGUAUCAAUGGAACAUGGAAAUGCACUGAUAGGACAUGUGCAGGAGUUUGUUCUGCUUGGGGAGACUCUCAUUAUAAGACAUUUGAUGGGAGGCUUUAUGAUUUCGAAGGAAUAUGCGAUUACGUGUUUGUGAAAGGUUCUUUGAGCCAGGAAGACUGUUUCGACGUGUCUAUUCAGAAUGUCCCCUGUGGAACAACCGGGACAUCCUGCUCUAAAUCGAUCACUCUUACCAUUGGAAGUGGUCAAAACUCAGAAAGAAUUGUUUUAACUAGAGGAAAGGAACUUCCAGCGGAUAAUUUUAAAAGGAUCUCCAUGAGAGAAGCUGGACUAUUUGUAUUUAUUGAUGUACCAGAUAUGGGGUUAACUGUACAAUGGGAUAAAGGUACCAGAGUGUAUGUAAGAUUAGAGCCUAGUUGGAAGGGGCACACAAAAGGACUCUGUGGUGAUUACAAUGAUAAUAGCAAGGAUGAUUUCAAAACUCCUUCAGGUGGAAUCUCAGAAGUGUCUGCUAAUCUAUUUGGAGAUUCCUGGAAGAAGAACGAGUUCUGUCCCGAGCCGAAAGAUGUCUUGGAUCCUUGUGUGCAACAUCCAGAGAGGAACUUAUGGGCUGUACAAAAGUGUGGAAUAUUAAAAUCACCAGUUUUUCAUCCUUGUCAUUCCGAAGUUGAGGUCGAAAGUUAUGUGCGCAACUGCAUUUAUGAUACUUGUAGUUGUGAUACAGGAGGAGACUGCGAAUGUCUAUGCACUGCCUUGGCAGCAUACGCUCAGGAAUGUAAUGCAAAAGGAGUUCCCAUAAAAUGGCGCAGUCAAGAACUCUGUCCCAUACAAUGUGAUGAAAAAUGUAGCUCGUAUUCUCCUUGCAUUACAACGUGUCCUCGUGAAACCUGCGAUAAUCUUAUCACUCUAAAGGAUAAAGCUCAUUUAUGUUCUCAAGACACUUGCGUUGAAGGAUGUUUGGUCAAAUCUUGUCCUCAGAAUCAAGUGUAUAGCAAUGAUAGUUACACGGAAUGCGUUCCCAAAGAAACUUGUAAAACACCUUGUACUGAAAUUAAUGGGGUAAUUUAUUAUGAGGGUGAUAGUGUAAAGAAUGAAAAUUGUCAGAUGUGUUACUGUAGUCGUGGAAAAGUGUUAUGCAAAGGAGAACCUUGUACAACUAUCACUGCGCCGAAUACUAUACCGCUAGAAGAACCACAGAAAUGUGUGGAUGGCUGGACUGCUUGGAUAAAUCAGGAUCCAGCAAUUAAAGGGAAGAAAUUUAAGGAUAUUGAACCCUUACCUUCAACUUUAGAAUUGGCGAACAAAGGAUCUGCUAUAUGUAACAAGAACCAAAUGGUUGAUAUAAAGUGUAGAUCAGUAAAUGAUUACUUAACACCAAAAGAAACUGGUUUGGAUGUCGAGUGCAGUUUGGAACAUGGUCUUUAUUGCCAAUCUCAACCUGGUCUUCCUUGUAUCGACUUUGAAAUCAGUGUUUUAUGCCAGUGUUCAGCAACUACCGCUGGAGGACCAGAAAUACCAAGUACAACCAAAAAACCUACAUACAAAGAGUGCAAUAUGGAACAUCCAUACGAAUCUCAUCCCACAAAUUGUCAUCUAUUUUAUCAAUGCACCCCUGGACUCAAUGGCAAUGAAUUUGUGGAGAAAUCCUGCGGAGAAAACAUGUUUUACAAUCCUCAGAUACAAGUCUGUGACUGGCCAGCUAAUGUUAUAUCAGUAAGACCAGAGUGUUCGAUGAAACAGACAAUGCCAAAUACGACUGAAUGGACAACUGAUAACACGACCAAAUAUACGAGCAUCACAUCGACUACCUUACAGAAAAACAUAACAGCCAAAGCAUGUAAAGAGGGCGAGACAUGGAGCGAAUGCGCUAUUAACUGUAACAAGGUUUGUGAUUACUAUAAAUACACCUUAAUAAAGGAAGGGAAAUGUGAUGGUAUUUCUGAUUGUGUGCCAGGGUGCAUACCAUUGAAUAAACCACAGUGUUCAUCAAAUGAGUUCUGGAGAGAUGCAUUGACAUGUGUAGACGAGAGUGACUGUAUCUGCAAAUCCCACAAUGGGCAUCCAGUCAUUUCUGGUGCGAUUCUAAAGGAAUCAGAAUGUGAAAUCUGUCAGUGUAUAAAUAAUUAUUACACCUGUGAUAAAUCAUUAUGCGUUAGUGUAACGAAUAAGGUAACCACUGAAAAACCAAUUACCCAACCACCCACAGAAGCAACUACUCUUCCAACCACACUUUUAACUGAGGCUUUCACGAUCAUAAUGUCAAGUACUGUUAGUCCACCAGCUUACUGUGUUAGCAACAAUUUUAUUCCUUUGGUUCAGUAUUUGAACGAUCAAGUUUCUUUUAAUGCUAGUAGUAUUAAAAGUUCCGAGUUCCAACCAGAAAAUGCACUACUGAAUGGGAAUACUAAAUUUUGGGAGCCUGAAUAUACCACUACUGAUCAAUGGUUGGAUAUAAAGUUCCAGAACCCGGAACCUAUCUAUGGAAUCAUCAUUCAAGGCAGUACAAUGGAAAAUAAAUUUGUAACUAGCUACAAAGUACUAUUUUCGGAAAAUGGUCACUCGUUUUCUUAUGUUAUGGAUGAUAGAAAGGAACCACAAGUAUUCAGAGGACCUGUGGAUCAAUUUAAGUCUGUUGAACAAAAGUUUUACAAGCCUAUUGAAGCCAAAAUAAUUCGUAUCAAUCCAUUAUCCUGGCACAAUGGUAUAGCCAUGAAAGUAGAAUUGCUUGGUUGCCAGGAAAUGGUAAGCACCAUUAUACCUGUGAGAGGAAGUGUUCCAAUAACAACUACAAUGAUCACAGAGAAGAUCAUAAUACCAGUAUGUGAUGAUGCAAUGGGGCUAGACAAUGGUUUAAUCUUUCCUGAACAAGUCUCAGUAUCCUCUUCUUCUACUGAUUUAUUACCGAAUUUAAAGUUAUCUUCUCCGAGCAUCUGGCAUCCGAAACUAGACAAUCCAUACCAAUUUGUAAAGAUUGACUUCUUGGAGCCUCGUAAUUUAACAGGCAUCGCUACUAAGGGUAGCGAUGACACCUGGACAACGGUUUAUAAAGUGUUUUACAGCAGUGAUGAUUAUCAGUGGAACCCAGUCAUGGAUGAGAAUGGCUUGGAAAGAGAAUUCUUAGGUAAUUUUGACUCCGACACUGUUAAGAAGAAUUACUUUGAUAAACCAUUGAAUGCAAGAUAUCUGAAGGUGCAACCAAUUAAAUGGCACAAACAGAUAGGUCUCAAACUUGAAGUCCUUGGCUGCUUCUUGCCCUAUACUACAAUUAAAACAAUCACUGAAGAGUUAGAAUUAACGCCAACAACGGUACAAACAUUAGAAAAAUGCAAUGUGUGCAAAGGAGUACCAUUUGAAGAUCAAGUUAAUUGUAGAUGCACAGAAUCACUCUGGUGGAAUGGAGAUACUUGUGUUGCCCAGCAAGAAUGUCCUUGCGUAGUUGGACAUAUAACAUACAAUGUGGGCGUAAUUUAUAUGGGUGAAAAUUGUCAAGAAUGCACAUGCACCUUGGGUGGUACCUCUUUCUGUCAGCCAAUGAAGUGUAAACCUUGUCAAGAGCCAGAAAUGAGACCAGUGGUUAACGGACUCUGCAAUUGUAUUUGCAAACCUUGUCCAAGUGGGACACGUCACUGUCCAACUAGUGACGUUUGUAUCGAUGAGAAUUCAUGGUGUAAUGGGAUUCAGGAUUGUCCAGAUGAUGAAAAGGAUUGUUCACAGACUACAAUAAAACAUGAAGAAAUUACUACAGUGAAAAUAGAAAGUACGACAGUUACUCCAACUUCAGUUACUCCAAUCGUGUGUCAAGAGCCUGCCUGCCCACUGGGAUACAAGAUAGUUUUAAAAACGCCUACAAAAUGGCAACACUAUCUCAGAUCCCAUAUGGGAAAGGAAGUAAAAUCUUCAAGCAUGAAUUCAUUGAGAACGAAAGGACUAAGGAACUCUUUCAAUAAGUCUAUGAAUCAUGAUUCGAAACACACAGAUAAUGAAAACAUUAAAAGUGAAACAGAAUGUGCACAGUUUACUUGUGUGCCUAUAAUACUAUCAAUUUUUAAUCAGGCUGUACCUCAGACCUGCCCAAAGGUGUCCUGUCCACCAGGUUACACAGUUGUUUAUGAAAAGAUGAGCAUGUAUAAGCUUGAGAAGUGUCCUAAAUAUACUUGUAAGCCUCCACCACCAAUAGAAGCUGUUUGCAAUGUGACGGGAAGAACAUUCAGCACUUUUGACAAGCUGGAAUACAAAUAUGAUAUCUGCAAUCACAUUCUAGCACGAGAUAUGUUUGCCAAUAAAUGGUAUAUUACAUUGGAAAAACAAUGUGAUUCACACACUGGCCAGUGUAUCAAGAUCUUAGCUGUGAUUCUGGAUGCAGAUGUAGUUGUUCUGUACCCCGCCGAUAUGCAUGUGGACAUUAACGAUUACAGUUUCACACAAAAGCAGAUAGCUAGAAUCAGUAAUAAUUUUCCUUCCUUCAAGAUAGCAAGCAUAGGGGAUAUUACAUAUUUACUAUCCAACAACUAUGGGUUUUGGGUGAUAUGGGAUCGAAAUUCGAAUGUGAAAAUAGGAAUUUCCACAAAAUGGGCUCGACGAGUGGAUGGUUUGUGCGGAUACUUCGAUGGAUACUCCAUGAAUGAUAAAGAAUUGCCUGAUGGAAGUCAGGCUCGAAGCACUGUAGAAUUUGGAAACAGUUGGGCCAUGGAGGGAGUACCAGAAUGUGAUCCACAGGUCUGUCCACACGACUUGCAAGCAGAGAGCUGGAAAAUCUGUAAUAUAGUGAAGGAUACCUCCUUGGCAGAAUGUUCAAAGACUGUGGAUUUGGAAAAAUUUGUAUCUAGUUGUAUGGAGAGCACGUGUAGCUGCCUGCGCAGUAAUUUCACAUACAACGACUGUCGUUGCCGUUUGUUAACUAGUUUUAUCACUGAAUGUCAAGCUAGUGAUCUAACUAUGGAUCUAUCUAUCUGGAGAAGCACUCACAAUUGUCCAACCUCUUGCACCCCGCCUUUUGUUCACAAAGAUUGCUUUAGAAACAAAUGUGAGAUCAGUUGCGAGAACUUGCAGCAGAUAGACCCUUGUCCAGUAAUGCAGGGAGUAUGUUUCUCUGGUUGCUUUUGCCCAGAGGGUACAGUACGCAAUGGAGAUAAAUGUGUACCUCCUAUACAUUGCAAGGAUUGCAUUUGUGAAUGGUUAGGGAACUCCAAAUUCAUCACCUUCGAUAGAAAAAACGUGAAAUUCGAUGGAAAUUGUACAUAUAUUCUCUCCAGAGAUAUUAUUGAAAACACAAAGGGAAAUGAAGAACACACUUAUCAGGUUCUCGUGUCAAAUAGAAUUUGCGAUACUGGAAUAUGUACCGAGGCGAUUAUAGUUCUUUACCAGGAUCAUGUAAUUAAAAUUAAGGAGGGUGUACCUACCCAGGAAUUCGAAGUGGAAUUGAAUGGUUCGAAAGUGUACGGAUUCCCCUUCAAUACACCUUGGUUGACUCUAGAACAAACACCUUCGGAGAAGCUGCUGUUGCUGAUUCCUUCUAUUCAACUAGAGAUCAUCAGCUACCAGCCGAACUUUGCAUUUAGCUUGACUGUUCCUUCUCACAUCUUUGGAGGUGCUAUAGAAGGUCUCUGUGGUAACUGCAAUGCAGAGGCAGAAGAUGAUUUGAAGCAACAAGAUGGCCAAGUCGCGGACAAUAUGCAAGAUUUUGGUACAAGCUGGUUGGUCACAGAAUCUCCAAGUGGUGUCAACAUAGACACAAAUACGUGUAUUUCCAUUAAUCAAAGCAAGUGCGUUCUAUCACCAACAGAUCAGGCUACAUGCAGGAAAUUAUUAGAUACGAUGGACUUUGACAUGUGUCAUAAUCUUGUUGAUCCAAUGCCAUAUUUGAUGGCCUGUCAAGAUAGUAUGUGUUCUGGAGGAAGCUAUUGUGAUAGUUUUGAAGCAUAUUCAAGGAAAUGUCAGCAGAUGGGAGUGUGCCUAAUCUGGAGAAGUAGUGAAAUGUGUCCUCACUUCUGUCCUCCACACUUGGUAUAUCAACCUUGUGGUUUUACUUGUAAGGAGACUUGCGAUACAAUCAACGAAAUCAAUAGUACCGCGUGUUCGAAGAAUUAUGAAGAAGGUUGUUUUUGUCCUCCAAACUUCGUCUUUCAUAAUGAUACUUGUAUCCCAAAGGAAAAAUGUUUAUUAUGUGAUGAAGAAGGACACGUUGAAGGUGACAUAUGGUUCCCAGAUGUUUGCACAAGGUGCACUUGCAAUAGAAAGAGCAUUAAUUGCGAGAAAACCGAAUGUCCAGCAAUAGACACUAUCUGUGAAGAGAACAUGGCACCUGUAGUGGUUAAUGGGACAGAGGAAUCUUGUUGUACUAAAUAUGUUUGUAUUCCAAAAACAGUAACCACUGUGGCACCCUUCUGCAUUGAAGAACCUCAAAUUCCAGAGUGUGGCUAUGGGCAAACUGUAAAGGUAUCUGUAGAUUCAGAUGGAUGCAAGAAAUACAUCUGCGAAUGUGUGCCACCAUCAGAAUGUCCUAUCCUCAACGAAGUCGCACUAGAAGUCGAAGAGCUGGAACCUGGAUUCGUGCAGGUGACAAACACUUCUGGUUGCUGUCCGAGAUCUAUGACUAUCUGUGAUUCUAAGACUUGUCCUGCAGCACCAUCUUGUCCAGAAUAUCAUGAGCUGAAAUCUGAUGUAAAGUGGGACGUUUGCUGUGCCACUUACAAGUGUGUUCCACCAAAAGAUUUAUGUUUGUAUAAUGUUAAAUCAGAGAGUAAGAUAGAAAUGUCGGAACAUAUAGUGGCGAAGAAGCUUGGUGAAAAGUGGAUGGAUGGAAAAUGCACUUCCUGUAUCUGUGAAUUUUCUGAAACGGGUCCCACACCGAAGUGCUUUACUACAGAUUGUCUCAAAGCAGUGGACCAUCCAGAUAUAUCUGACUUUGUCGUAGAAGAAGUUCUUGUAGAGGAUAAAUGCUGUCCUAAUUUCGAGAGAACAGCUUGCAAGGAUGGAGAUGAGAUAUACAAUAUUGGUGAUGUUUGGCAACCAAAUCCUGAAGACAGUUGCACUUUAAUAAAGUGUAUCAAGGAUGAAAAUGGGAUACAAAAACAAGUGAGGGUCCAAGAAUGUAUCACAACCUGUGAUCCUGGCUUUGAGUACCAGCCCACGAAUAAUAGGAGCACCACUUGCUGUGGACGAUGCAUUCCAGUAGCUUGUAUAGUCAACAAUAAAACGAUAAACGUGGGCGAAGAAUGGCUCUCUCCCGAUUUCUGUACCAAGUACGCUUGCCAGUCCAACAAUGAAAGUAUCUAUAUAGAAUCUUUCACACAGAAGUGCCCAGAAAUGGAUGCUCGGGAAGAAGCUGAAUUUGAGAUAGAAAAGCAGUACAUCGCAGGCCAGUGUUGUCCACAGUUUAUUAAAACUGGUUGCCGUUAUAAUGGUACCAUGUAUAAACCGGGAGAGAAGUGGAAAUUAUUGGAUGAUAAAUGUACUACAGAAUUCUGUGUGUUGAACGAUGUUGUCACAAAGUACAAAGACAUAGAAGUUUGCAAUAAAAAUUGUACUCUUGGCUGGGUAUAUGAAAUGAACGAGGCUGAAUGUUGUGGAAAAUGUAGGCAGGCUUAUUGCGUGGUUGGGGAUAUGUUAUAUGAGCCAGGUGCUACCUGGUUUUCUACUGAUAAUUGUACUUCAUUUACUUGUAUGAAUCAAGGAGAACAACUAGUCAUCAGCAGCAGUUCUGUAGUCUGUCCUGAUAUAACUUAUUGUCCAGUGACCUCAAUUUACACACAGGAUUGUUGCAAAAUGUGCAAUUUGUCAGUGUAUAAUCAAAAGGUUGAUUCUUGUGCUGCUGAAGUCUUAGAGCUACAGAAUACUAUUGGUAUGUUUAACAUUAAGCAUCGAGGACAUGGCAUUUGCAAGAAUUUAGAGCCCAUUGAUGGAGUCACAGAAUGUCGUGGUAAAUGUGAAUCCACCACCUAUUUCGACACAGAGAAUUGGAAUCAAGUAGCUAAUUGCAAAUGUUGUCAACCAACAGAGUAUAAACCUCUAGUUGUUGAACUGACUUGUGAAAACUACAGAACAUUCAAGAAACAAGUGGCUGUGCCAGUUUCUUGCACCUGCUCAGCCUGUACAUCUGGUAGGAGUGGUUACAAAGGAAGAAAAGGCGGAGUAAAGAGCUAAAGAUAAUUAUAAUUACAUUGAUGUAUAAAUGUAAGCUUUAAAAUACACUCAAGAAUACAAAAAUA